Messenger RNA from Cuscuta campestris, 2303 nucleotides. The record is from the annotation of a GenBank genome assembly. NCBI's taxonomy places the organism in Eukaryota, Viridiplantae, Streptophyta, Magnoliopsida, Solanales, Convolvulaceae.
GGUAAGAUCUGAGAUCUCUCUCUCUCUCUCUCUAUCUCUUUGCGUUUCCUUUUCUGACAACGUAGUAUAUGCAGGAAGGCUGCCUGCCAUUUUCUCUGAUCCCAUUCUUUUCUUGUACACUUGAAGGAUUGGAAUCCCUUCAGAGAUUGAGGAAGAAGACGACACAGAGGCUUCGAGAUCUGGGAGAGCUCUCACUCGCAGCUGCAGAAUAGGAGAUUUGGGGAAGUGAAGAAGAAUGGGAAAGAAAGGGAGCUGGUUUUCUUCAGUGAAGAAGGCUUUCAGCCCUGAAUCUAAGAAAGGAAGCAAAUCGAGUAAAAAACGGUUGGAGAAAGAACAACUUCAGGUUCCCGACUCUUCAAAUAUAGAAACUGCCAUUGCACCACCUCUUCCACCGCCACCACCACCACCUCAGCCACAAGAGUUGAGGUUGUCUGAAGUGGAGAGAGAACAGACAAAGCAUGCUUACUCGGUUGCAGUUGCCACUGUGGCAGCAGCUGAAGCUGCUGUAGCAGCAGCUCAGGCUGCCGCAGAAGUUGUUAAAUUAAGUUCCCCAAAUCCAUUUGAAGGAAAGUCAAAGGAGGAAAUUGCCACAAUUAGGAUUCAGACUGCAUUCCGAGGAUACUUGGCUAGGAGGGCAUUGAAGGCCCUAAGAGGACUUGUGAGGCUAAAAUCCCUUGUCGACGGACCUACUGCAAAAAGGCAAACUGCAAAUGCUCUCAAGUGUAUGCAGUCUCUAUCUCGUGUACAAUCUCAGAUUAAUUCAAGAAGGAAUAGAAUGUUGGAGGAAAACAGAGCUCUCCAAAGACAGCUUAUGCAGAAACACGCCAAAGAUCUCGAGAACUUGAGGAGAGGAGAGGAUUGGGAUGAUAGUAUACAGUCAAAAGAGAAAAUUGAAGCAAACUUGUUGAGCAAAUAUGAAGCUGCUAUGAGACGAGAGAGAGCACUUGCUUAUUCAUAUUCUCAUCAGCAAACCUGGAAGAAGUCGUCAUCGAGGUCUCAGAAUUUAUUGUUUAUGGAUCCCACAAAUCUGCAGUGGGGUUGGAGCUGGUUAGAGCGGUGGAUGGGUGCAAGACCUUGGGAGGCAGAUGGGAUGCCGGAGAAAGAAGUUAAGAAUGAUCAGUUGUCUGCCACCAAAGGUGGAAGCAGCAGCAUUAAUGUGGGAGAGAUUACCAAGGCAUAUGCUCGCCAUCAGCUGGCUGCCGCCGCCGAACAACAGCCUCCUUCACCUGCCACCACCACCACCACCCAUAAGCCGCCAGCCGGUCACUCCUCAACCCGCCAUUCCCCCGCCGCCACUCCAUCUUCCAAACUACCACCGACAAGGAAACUGAAGCCACCAAGCCCGAGAGCAAUUCCUCCCACCCAAGACGAUGAUGCAAGGAGUGUGGCGAUGAGUAUCCAAUCCGAGCGAAACAGGAGGAGGCAUAGCAUUGCUGGGGGCACGCCAUCGUCGGCAAGAGAUGAUGAAGAGAGUUUGUCAAGCUCCACAUCUGUGCCGAACUAUAUGGCUUCCACCCAUUCAGCAAAAGCUAAGACACGUCUCCAUAGCCCAUCAGAUGCAGAUAAUGUCAAUUUCUCUGCUACAAAGAAGCACCUUUCAUAUUCACCCUCCCCUGCAGCUACCAGGCCGAGGCGGCAUUCGGGCCCUCCCAAAGUCGGAAACUUCACCCUUGCUCAGCCUAAAACCGUGGGUGAACUCCGUUAUUAGAAACUCUCCGAUGAAAAUUCUUGUCUUGUUGUUGUACCAGUAUAAGGUGUGCUGCAGGUGGACUGGUCUGGUGUUUGUUGCAUAGUAAAAUGAGGAAACGACGGCGGGUUUCAUUGAUUUGUCAUAUUUCAACUUGGCUCUGCAAAAAUUUCUUAAUUCAUUCUGUGUGAAGGGUAAGUAGCUCUCUCUCUCUCUCUAUAUAUGUCUCUCUUCUCCCACUUAUUGAUGAUUUUAAUGCCUAAAAACCCCAUAUGACGAAUCUUAUUAUUUCGUGCUGUGUAUUUCUAGAGUGGAAAGCCAAUAAGCCAUUGUUCGAUUGUGUCUUGUUCUGUACUACUAAAAGUAUAGUACUUUAAUACUUCUUGACAUACCAAAAUUCAUUACUUGUAAUAGUAUAUGAUUCUUACAUUGUGAUGUACGCCAAGAGUGGAAGGCUGUGGCUUGGUUGUUGGCACUCCUUGUGUUUUGCCUUCACACGCUUUAUAACGUAAAAUGAAAAAAAUAUUUGACUUUCCAUUUGUCUUUGGCGGUGUACUAUACUCAAGAAAGAUGUAAAAAAAAGUGAAUAUUGCAAAAAUAAGGGUAAGUUAUUUUU